CAGUAUUUGUCCGAAAUCUGAAGGAACCGCUUCCACCCACUUCACAGUAGUUUGCACCAAUAUUUAGGAAUCCACAUCCCCCUCUCUAAGUGCUAUGAUGGUAGAUUUGUCAGACUGUUCGUUAAUGUGUUUAAGCUCAAUGAAUGUAUAGAAUGCUGCCAAGUGAUAGUCAGAUGAUAUGUUUGUGUGCAUUUUAAUACUAGCUCUCCUCCCCCCUUAUCUAGUAAUGACAGACUCCUGGACAUGAUGUUUUACUAUUUUUCCUGGGAGUUACAGUAGUUUUUGGAGAAAUUCUUUCAGAGAAAGGUAAGACACUAGAAUCAUAGAAAUGGAUCAAAUGAUGACUGCACUGUGAAGGUGAGGCACUACCCCUUGCAAUUGUCUGCACCCUGCGUGAAUCGCCUUGUGCCAGGACUUUCCACACCUUGCUACCCAAAGACACCUGCACCGGCACUACUGUCUGCUAUCCAUGCCACAAAGCUGGGAAUAGUGCUGCAGGUGGAUGCUCAUAUUGCUAAUCGUUUUCCCCAGGAGGAUAAAAGCAAAAACAACAUGUAAACGGCUGAAUAGAACACACCAGAUGUCGAAUAAAAUAACAGUGAUGGUAAUGCUGCAAUAGGGUUUGUGCCUGGAUAUCUAUUGUAGUACACGUGUGUGGCAGCACCUGGGGCUGGACAGGUGAGGAUCCUGCAACAAAACACUCCUGUCUUUGCAUAGACGCGAUUUAUUAACUUAGAACCAGCAUUUCAAUAGCUCGUAUUAGAACUGAAAACAUUUUUCUUACGGAAGACUGAAGUCUGUAGAUGGAUGUUACAGUUUACUGGAAAUACAGCAUGAUGUGGAGAUAAGACUUGUUUCAGCACCCUGGACCUAAUCGGCGUCUACAGCUGUCAAUUUGAAAGCAGGUAGAUGUUUACAGCAUUUUCUUGUGUGCCUGGGGGGAAUCUGGAUUUUGAAUGAAGGAGAAUGAAUAAAAGAUAUCUGCAGAAGGCAACAAAAGGCACAUUUCUUAUAAUAAUAUUUAUUGGAACUCUAUGGGCAAAGUUGACAGUUGGGGCAAUUCAUCAAAAAGCUCAACAUGUUAGAACUGGAACAUGUGAAGUUGUGGCACUCCAUAGAUGCUGUAAUAAGAACAAGAUAGAAGAAAGGUCUCAAACAGUAAAGUGCUCGUGUUUCCCAGGACAAGUGGCAGGAACAACAAGAGCUAUUCCAUCUUGCGUAGAUGCAUCAAUAGUGGUACAGAAGUGGUGGUGUCAAAUGCAGCCAUGUCUUGAGGGAGAAGAAUGCAAAGUUCUUCCAGACCAAAAAGGAUGGAGUUGUGCCUCAGGGAAUAAAGUGAAAACAACAAAGGUGACGCGAUAACUGUAAGGAUAUUCAAAUUAGGAGGCUAACUGGAAGAUAAUGCUGAAGGGAAUCUAUAAACAUUUUAUGAUGCAAGCAUUUCUUAAGAAAAUGACUAUCAGAACUUGAGCUAAUUUGUUACAUAAAAGACAAUGAGAGCACAAUUACUACUGAAACCUGUCUGAAUAUAUGGGCCGUGUUGUGAGUGUUCAAACCGUUGACUGCAUGACUAGCUCAGUGUGGGAGCAAAGCAAGAAGUGGAAAACCUGCCCAUAUAUUAUUUCAAACUAAGCAAAUUUGCAAUCAGAAGCCCAAUCAACCCACAUUUUAUAAACUGUUCUCUAUUAAUGUAUUUGCUAUGAGACUGAAUAAGCCUAUCACAUUUUUUAAGCAUGUCACAAUUUUCACAGUUGUAUUUAAUUUCUAAUGUAGCCCCACAGUAAUCAAGGCCACUUCAAAAUAACAUGUUUAAACAUAUCCUCACAUAAUUACUGAUGAGAAAUCAGUACAUAAGCCAGUUCCCCAUGACUAGUUUUGUGCCAUUUACACAAAUACCUAUGAUGCAGCUGAGAUUUCACAAAAUAACUGGACACACUAUUGUAUAUACUGUAAGUAUAUAUGAUGUAAUUGUUUAAAAAAUUCCAGUCAUCAUAUUACAAAAAAGUGUCAACUUACCUAAACACAUGUAAAUGUUUCACUUAUUGUUUUUCAGAUUUGAAUUUUGUUACCAAAAAAUCUUGUUAGCAUUUCCGUAUGAUUAUCUGAGGGCAUUAAAUGUUUUCUAGUGCAUUGUGUUAAAGACAGUAUUUCUUCAUGUGGGAAAUUACAAGUGUGUGGAUGAUAGUAUCAAUGUAUCUUUAGUUUUUGUGUAAUUGUUUCAAUUUUAUUUUCAAAUCUCAAAUUUUAAACAAUAUUAUUUUGAUCUCUGCACUAACUUAUACUUUAUUUUCAACAAUUUUUCAGCAGUCCUCUGAAAUCACCAUUAUGCAUCAAAUACAUAAAGCCUUAAACAUUUCUGAAAAGAAAGUGAUGAUUUCUGCUGGUGUCAAACAUUUGGAGAUGGGAUUAUGAGAGAUAUUAUUUAGAGAGACUGUUUUAAACAUACAAAAUAAUAAUCUGUAAUAUUUGGAAUGCAGUAAAUGCCUAAAUAAGUAAUAGUUUGUACUAUAAACUAAAAGAAUAUUUGCGGGAAAAGUUUACUUGGAAGGACUAUUUUGUCAAUACAUUUAAAAAAAAUUAUUUUCUGAAAUGACAAGUUAAGAUGUAAUGCUAUUUGUACCAUUGGACUUAGGUUAAAUGAGAAUAUUUUGUAAACUAGAUUGUUGCUGUUAAAAAGAAAAACAAAACAAGAAAAACACAAGAUAUAAAUUGCACAGUGAAAAAUAGGACUGUUUCUAAUUUAUAAGUGUAAAGGUUGGUGAUAAGAUAAGGACAAAAUUAUACAGUAUCUGUACCAACACAUGCUCAGAGGGAGCAGCACCCAUUGCCUUGCCCUCGUCUACUAUAACUAGAGAACAACUAGAUGUCAGAUAAAAAUCUGUUAAAUUUUUAUAAUUCACAAACUAUCAGGCUAAUUUAUGAUGAAGUCAAGUCAAUUAAUCCUGCUUUCUUAUGCAGAGACUGAUUUGUUAUUUAAAAUUGUUUCAAAUAAAUGCAUCGUGUAUUUUUAGCCAUUAAUCUAGAUGAUCAUGAAAUGAGCAUUUCUAAACACAUGUAUUCUUAUAGUUUACAUUAGAAUUAGGAUUAAUGGUGUAGAAAAUAUAUUAGUUUUUCUGAAGUUUCCACAUGGUUAUAUGUUAUUUUGAGAGAGCUGGUGACUUUGGUAGGAUUUUUAAAAAAUAUAUAG
Messenger RNA from Pseudophryne corroboree (corroboree frog), 3187 nucleotides. RefSeq names its product TAFA chemokine like family member 2 (gene TAFA2). Lineage: Eukaryota; Metazoa; Chordata; Amphibia; Anura; Myobatrachidae. The coding region runs from base 967 to 1362 and encodes 131 amino acids. The transcript has 6 exons. The record is from RefSeq and is a predicted model, not a curated record. Gene Ontology annotation, molecular function: receptor ligand activity.